This is a messenger RNA of Coregonus clupeaformis (lake whitefish), 3203 nucleotides long. RefSeq names its product potassium voltage-gated channel, subfamily H (eag-related), member 5a (gene kcnh5a). NCBI's taxonomy places the organism in Eukaryota, Metazoa, Chordata, Actinopteri, Salmoniformes, Salmonidae. Gene Ontology annotation, biological process: potassium ion transmembrane transport; regulation of membrane potential. The record is from RefSeq and is a predicted model, not a curated record. The transcript is spliced from 13 exons. Gene Ontology annotation, cellular component: membrane. Gene Ontology annotation, molecular function: voltage-gated potassium channel activity. The coding region runs from base 105 to 3167 and encodes 1020 amino acids.
AUGAGCUUCUUCAUACCACAGACUCAUACUUAUCUAGACUAUUUCACUUUCGCGACCAGCUUUCAUAAAGCUUGCAGCCCCGAACGACACCUCCUGACCACAGAAUGCACGGGGGAAAAAGAGGUUUGGUGGCACCUCAGAACACUUUUUUGGAGAACAUUGUCCGGCGCUCAAGUGAAACAAGUUUCCUGUUGGGGAACGCCCAGAUAGUGGAAUGGCCAGUAGUAUACAGUAAUGACGGGUUUUGUAAGCUGUCGGGGUACCACAGGGCAGAAGUCAUGCAGAGGAGCAGUACAUGCAGUUUCAUGUAUGGGGACCUGACAGACAAGAACACAAUAAAUGAAGUCAGGCAGACCUUUGAUAACUAUGAAUCCCAUUGCUUUGAAGUGCUGCUCUAUAAGAAGAACAGGACACCCAUAUGGCUCUACAUGCAGGUGGCUCCCAUCAGGAAUGAGAACGACAAGGUGGUUCUGUUCCUGUGUACCUUCAAAGACAUAACUGUCUUCAAGCAGCCUAUUGAGGACGAAUCCACCAAGGGAUGGAACAAGUUUGCCCGGAUAACGCGGGCACUGACCAGCAACAGCCGCAGCAACAUGCAGCAGCUGACACCCAUGAACCAAGUCAACGAGGUCAGCCACAAGCACUCCAGACUGGCUGAGGCUCUCCAGCUGGGCUCGGACAUUCUCCCCCAGUACAAGCAGGAGGCGCCCAAGACGCCGCCCCACAUCAUCCUCCAUUACUGCACCUUUAAGACCACCUGGGACUGGGUCAUCCUCAUCCUCACCUUCUACACAGCCAUCAUGGUGCCCUACAAUGUCUCUUUCAAGACCAAGCAGAACAAUUUGGCCUGGCUCGUGCUGGACAGCGUGGUAGAUGUCAUCUUCCUUGUGGACAUUGUGCUCAACUUCCACACCACCUUCGUUGGGCCUGGUGGAGAGGUCAUUUCGGACCCAAAGCUGAUUCGAAUGAACUACCUGAAGACCUGGUUCGUCAUUGACCUGCUGUCCUGCCUGCCCUACGACAUCAUCAAUGCCUUUGAAAACGUGAAUGAGGGCCUCAGCAGCCUCUUCAGCUCACUGAAGGUGGUCCGACUUCUCCGCUUGGGCCGCGUGGCCCGGAAGCUUGACCAUUACCUGGAGUACGGGGCGGCGGUCUUGGUUCUACUGGUGUGCGUCUUCGGCCUGGUGGCCCACUGGCUGGCCUGCAUCUGGUACAGCAUUGGGGACUACGAGGUCAUCGACGAAGCCACCAACACAAUCAAGACAGACAGCUGGCUCUAUCAGUUGGCCACGAGCAUCGGCUCACCCUACCUCUACAACGCCAGCGGCUCUGGCCAGUGGGAGGGCGGCCCGAGCAAGGACACUCUCUACAUCUCCUCCCUCUACUUCACCAUGACCAGUCUCACCACAAUCGGCUUUGGCAACAUCGCUCCCACAACAGAUGGAGAGAAGAUCUUCUCUGUGGCGAUGAUGAUGGUGGGCUCCCUACUGUACGCCACCAUUUUUGGGAACGUCACCACCAUCUUCCAGCAGAUGUACACCAACACUAACCGCUACCACGAGAUGCUCAACAAUGUGCGUGACUUUCUCAAACUUUACCAGGUGCCAAAGGGGCUGAGCGAGAGGGUCAUGGAUUACAUCGUCUCUACUUGGGCCAUGUCCAAGGGCAUUGACACAGAUAGGGUCCUGUCAAUCUGUCCCAAAGAUAUGCGAGCAGACAUCUGUGUCCACCUUAAUAGACAGGUGUUCAAUGAACACCCAGCAUUUCGACUGGCCAGUGAUGGCUGCUUGCGCUCUCUAGCGGUUGAGUUCCAAACCACACACUGCGCCCCAGGGGACCUCAUAUUCCACGCUGGCGAAAGUGUGGACACCCUUUGCUUUGUAGUAUCCGGGUCAUUGGAAGUUAUUCAGGACGACGAGGUCAUCGCCAUUCUAGGUAAGGGAGAUGUGUUCGGGGAUGUCUUCUGGAAGGAAGACAAUCUGGCACAUGCUUGUGCCAAUGUGCGGGCUCUCACCUACUGCGACUUGCACGUAAUUCGGAGAGAUGCUCUGCUGAAGGUGUUGGAGUUCUACACUGCUUUCGCUAACACAUUCUCCCGCAACCUAAUUCUCACCUGCAAUUUGCGCAAACGGGUAAUCUUCAGAAAGAUCGCCGAUGUGAAGAAGGAGGAGGAAGUGCGCCGGCAGCAGAAGAAUGAAGUGACGUUCUCCAUUCCUGUUGACCACCCGGUCCGCAAGCUCUUCCAGAAGUUCAAGCAGCAGAAAGAGAUUCACAUGCCAAUCCAAGCUCAGCCUGACCUGGAGCGCAACCGGCUUCAGCACCAAAAUGGCUCCCCGAUACAGAAUGGGGCACCUGGCACAGGUGGAGGGACUACCAGCGGUGGCUCCAGUGUAGUUACUGUCUCCCAGAUCACCCCCUUGCAGAGUUCACUGGCCUAUGUCCACACUGGGGAGCCCAUUCACACUGGUUGUCACGAGGUCAUGGAGCUGAAGCCCAGUGUGGUGGACCAGAACUGCCUGAGGGUCACCAGUCUGGUACGGCCCAGGGGUGGAGGUGGGGGUCGAGACUGGAUGCGGUUUAAGAAUGCUACUACAGCGGCGAUGCCCCUGGCUCCCGAUGAACCUGAAGGGCCACAGCAGAAAGAAGAGGAGGAAUGGGGUGACGUCCAGGAGGCAGAAGGUGGGGAGAGCAGCAGCGAGGUCGGUGGCAGCAGCACAGGAGAGGGGGGCGACGAGAAGAGUGCACUCUACAAGACAGACUCGUGCGACAGUGGCAUUACCAAGAGUGAUCUUCGGAUCGACAGGGCAGGGGAUGCACGAAGCCCCUAUGAGCGGAGCCCAAUGGGGAGAAGUCCUUUUGAACACAGCCCCGGUGUUGGGAGUGAGGGCGUGCUGGGCCACCCCUUCCAACCCAUGUCUGAACAGGUGCUGCUCCAGUCCACUCUCCAGGAGGCCAAGCUGGAGCUGAAGGGAGAUAUCCAGAUGCUGAGUGGCCAUUUAUCAACACUUGAAGCCCAAGUUAGUGAGAUCCUGAGAUUGCUGUCUGAGAAGAGGAGGCUCUCACUGCCGCAGGCCUCUACCCCCAAGGCUAAAAUCAAAUGCCAGGAUAUCUUCACCGUGUCAAGACCUGUCACACCGGACAUUGAGAGAGACGAUGGACCUUUUUGAAUGACAAAAAAACAUUGAUAUACAGUGAGGGAAAAA